AUGAAGUCGAGGUUCUUCAAUCUGGCGUACGACGUGCUGAUGGGGAUGGUGGCCACGGCCCUCGAGGAGUCCGCUGGGGAGAGGCAGCGUUUCCGGGAGAUAGUGGAGGAGACGUCUGUGGUGAGCGGGGCGGCAAACGUGGCGGACUUCUUUCCGGCGCUGCGGAGGCUGGGGUGGCACGGGCCGGAGAGGAAGCUCGCGAGGCUCCAACAGAGCAGAGACGCACUAAUCGGAGAACUGAUUGAGCGUCAUCGCGUCCGCCGGCGUUGGAGUGGCAGCAACGGAGAGGCAGCGGCGGCGAUAGGGAACGGAGAUAAGGGGAGGGCAACGGUGAUCGACGUUAUGUUGUCUUUGGAGGAGAGCGAUCCGGGAACUUACACCGACGUCACCAUUAAGGGCCUCAUUGCGGAAUUACUGGCAGCAGGAACAGACACGUCGGCCGUCACCAUGGAAUGGGCCAUGUGCCUCCUGCUCAACGACCCUGAAGUCCUGCAUGCGGCGACGGCCGAGCUCGAUGCCAAGAUCGGCCAAGGGCGCAUGGCGGAAGAAGAAGACAUCCCCAAUCUCCCCUACCUCAACUGCAUCAUCAAUGAGACCCUCCGACUGUACCCCGCUGUGCCGCUCCUGAUGCCCCAUGAAUCUUCCCGGGAUUGCACCGUCGGUGGCUAUGAUGUGCCUCGCGGCACAAUGCUUUUGGCGAACGCGUGGGCCAUCCACAGGGACCCUAACACAUGGGACGAACCCGAGGAGUUCAAGCUGGAGAGGUUCCAGUGCGAGGGAUGUUGGGCUGAUGGCCCAUAUUCAGCCCAUGGAGGGAAGGAGGUGGCAGGGCUUAGGAUGCUUCCGUUCGAGUCCGGGGGGCGCAAGUGCCCCGGAGAAGGCCUGGCCAUGCGACUGAUCGGGCUGGCACUCGCGACCUUGAUCCACUGUUUCGAGUGGGAGAAGCUUCCGGGGGAGGAGGUGGACAUGACUGAAGGGUAG
Molecule: messenger RNA, 981 nt
Organism: Musa acuminata AAA Group (dessert banana)
Lineage: Eukaryota; Viridiplantae; Streptophyta; Magnoliopsida; Zingiberales; Musaceae
Product: cytochrome P450 81Q32-like
Exons: 3
Coding region: 1-981 (326 amino acids)
Molecular function (GO): iron ion binding; heme binding; oxidoreductase activity, acting on paired donors, with incorporation or reduction of molecular oxygen
Source: RefSeq, a predicted model, not a curated record